CGCGGCGCCCCCGACGCGCGGAGACAAAGAACCCCCGCCCCUCGCGCCGCAUGUAGGCCGCCGGGCGCGGGGUCUCGGACCGGGCGGGGUCCCUCUCUCCCCGCCUCCCCUCCGCCCCCGUAGGGGAGGUGCCGGCUUUGUGCUCGCCGCGCCGCAGCCCCCGCUGCCGCCGCCGCCAGCUCCACCAGCUCCGCCCUCCGGGCGCCGGCGUGCCAGCGCGGCUUUGUCCCAUCCAACACGGCCUCCGCGGCACCAUGAUCUCGACCAAGGAGAAGAAUAAAACCCCGAAGGACAGCAUGACGCUUCUGCCCUGCUUCUAUUUCGUGGAGCUGCCCAUAGUGGCAUCCUCCAUCGUGUCUCUCUACUUCCUGGAGCUGACUGACCUCUUCAAGCCGGCCAAGGUGGGUUUCCAGUGCUACGACCGCACGCUCUCCAUGCCCUACGUGGAGACCAGCGAGGAGCUUAUCCCGCUGCUCAUGCUCCUCAGCUUGGCCUUCGCUGCGCCGGCAGCCUCGAUCAUGGUGGGCGAGGGCGUGCUGUACUGCCUGCAGUCCCGGCUGUGGGGCCGCGGCGGGGGCCCAGGUGGGGCCGAGGGCAGCAUCCAUGCUGGCGGUUGCAACUUCAACUCCUUCCUUCGGCGGACGGUGCGCUUUGUGGGGGUCCACGUAUUUGGCUUGUGUGCCACGGCCCUGGUGACUGACGUCAUCCAGCUGGCCACGGGCUACCAUGCACCCUUCUUCCUGACCGUCUGCAAACCCAACUACACCCUGCUGGGCACAUCGUGUGAGGCCAACCCCUACAUCACGCAGGAUAUCUGCUCCGGCCAUGAUGCCCACGCCAUCCUGUCUGCUCGGAAGACCUUCCCAUCCCAGCACGCCACCCUGUCUGCCUUUGCAGCCGUCUAUGUGUCGAUGUACUUCAACUCUGUCAUCUCAGACACCACCAAGCUGCUGAAGCCCAGCCUGGUGUUCUCCUUUGCCAUUGCGGCGGGUGUCUGCGGCCUCACCCAGAUAACACAGUACCGGAGCCACCCUGUGGAUGUGUACGCCGGCUUCCUCAUUGGUGCUGGCAUCGCUGCCUACCUGGCUUGCCAUGCAGUGGGCAACUUCCAGGCCCCACCCUCGGAGAAGCCAGUAGCCCCGGCGCCUGCCAAGGAUGCACUGCGGGCACUGACCCAGCGGGGCCACGACUCGGUGUACCAGCAGAACAAGUCAGUGAGCACAGAUGAGCUGGGCCCGCCUGGGCGGCUGGAGGGUGUACCCCGGCCCGUGGCCCGUGACAAGACCUCACUGGGCAGCCUGAAGCGGGCCAGUGUGGACGUGGACCUGCUGGCCCCUCGCAGCCCCAUGGGCAAAGAAAACAUGGUGACCUUCAGCCACACGCUGCCCCGUGUCAGCACACCCUCGCUGGACGACCCAGCCCGCCGCCACAUGACCAUCCACGUGCCCCUCGAUGCCUCACGCUCCAAACAGCUCAUCAGCGAGUGGAAGCAGAAGUCACUGGAGGGCCGUGGCUUGGGGCUUCCAGAUGAGGCCAGCCCUGGGCACCUCCGACCACCCGCUGAGCCCAUGGCAGAGGAGGAGGAGGAAGAAGAAGAGGAGGACGAGGAGGAGGAUGAGGAGGAGGAGGGAGAGGAAGGCGGUCCGGCCCCACCUUCACUCUACCCUACUGUCCAGGCCCGGCCAGGGCUUGGGCCCAGGGUCAUUCUCCCUCCAAGGGCUGGUCCACAGCCACUGGUGCACAUCCCUGAGGAGGGGGCCCAGGCUGCAGCUAGCCUGUCCCCGAAGAGCAGUGCAGCGGUGCGUGCCAAGUGGCUCAUGAUGGCUGAGAAGAGCGGAGCCCCGAUGGCCGCAGCUUCUACCCAGCCUCGCGUGGCUAACCCACCCCGGCUGCUGCAGGUCAUUGCCAUGUCCAAGGCGCCAGGUGGGCCUGGCCCCAAGGUGGCUGAGACGGCCUCAUCCUCCAGUGCUAGCUCCGACUCUUCCCAGUACAGGUCACCUUCAGACCGCGACUCAGCCAGCAUUGUCACUAUUGAUGCGCAUGCUCCCCACCACCCUGUGGUCCACUUGUCUGCGGGUAAUGGCCCCUGGGAGUGGAAGGCAGCAGGUGGCGGGGCCAAGGGGGCAGAGUGCGAGGGCACCUAUGAGCUGGGGGACCUGGCCCGGGGCUUCCGUGGGGGGCCCAAGCCUUCAGGGGUGUCCCCAGGCUCAUCGGUUAGUGAUGUGGAUCAGGAAGAGCCACGGUUUGGGGCCGUGGCCACUGUCAACCUGGCCACUGGAGAGGGGCUGCCUCCCCUGGGCAUGGCUGAUGGGGCACUGGGGCCAGCAAGCCGGGAAUCAACGCUGCGGCGUAAAGCGGGCAGCUUGGCACUAGGUGAGCGCGAGGCCAUGGAGGCAGAGGCAGAAGGCUAUUAUCGCAAGCUGCAGGCAGCCCGCAGGUUCAAGGACUGAGGGGUUGGGGGUGGGUAUUGGGGAGGGCAGUGCAGGUGGGUGGAGGGUGUGGGUGCCUUUUCCCCACUGGAUAAUAAAAGGGGGUGCUGCAGUGUGGCUUUGUCAUUUGUCAACUGGGGGGGCUGCACAGUGGGAUGGGGUCCCCCCCACCAAAAGCCCCAAGGGAAGAGUGAAGGAGACAGAUGGGCUGAAUUUGCAGAGACAGCAUUGAAACAAACAGGCCCAAUAAAGAGGGAAAAUCAAGUGCAGGGUACAGAGAGUUUAUUCAAAGUCCGGUACAGACUGGCCAAACCACCUUCUACAAUGUGGACAGGAAAAAAGAGCCUACAGAAAAGGUAGGAGUUGUUAUAAAAUUGCUUUAAUUCAGUUCUCUCUGCAUUACAAGCCGGCGGUGGGCAGUGGACUGCCAUGCUCCGUACAAUACUGGGCCUGUAAUUGCUGUUAUCAAAAUAUACAUCUGUGUCACCGUAAAAAACCGCAUUUGCUGCUGCCUCUCACGUCUUACAACAGGUAUAAAAAAUUAUAAAUAUUUACACCCUUGUUCCACCCCACACGGAAAUUGGAGGUCCAGGCCCCAAAGGGGGGAGCUGACCAGCACAAGGUCUGCACAGGGAGCCCCCUGGACCCGGAUGCAGGACGAGGCACUAAGACGGAAGGGCAGCUGCCCCACCUCCUGGGGUCCCAGCAAUAGAGGCAGACAUGAAGCAGAAACAAAACUUUGGUCCAAAA
This is a messenger RNA of Sus scrofa (pig), 3179 nucleotides long. RefSeq names its product phospholipid phosphatase related 3 (gene PLPPR3). The record is from RefSeq and is a predicted model, not a curated record. Gene Ontology annotation, molecular function: phosphatidate phosphatase activity. Gene Ontology annotation, cellular component: plasma membrane. Gene Ontology annotation, biological process: phospholipid metabolic process; signal transduction; phospholipid dephosphorylation. NCBI's taxonomy places the organism in Eukaryota, Metazoa, Chordata, Mammalia, Artiodactyla, Suidae.